AUGGAGGUAGGAAGUACGACGGGAGUCCUCGCCAAGAGAGUGUCGGAUACACAGAAAUUGUUGGAUUUGUUAGCAAAUCCUUUUCGAGCCCAGUUGUCACAAAAUUCCAUCUACGCAAGUCUCGGCACAUCGAUAGGAUUUACCUUGUUACUCGCCAUCGGUUUCUCUCUUCUUCGUCCGUACAAUUCUGUCGUGUAUGCACCGAAACUCAAGAUUGCAGAUGAUAAACAUGCACCGCCGCCAAUGGGAAAAGGUCCUUUGGCUUGGUUGGGGCCGGUGCUCAAGACCAAGGAAACCGAGUUGGUGACUCUCAUAGGGCUGGAUGCGACCAUAUUUUUGAGAGUGCUGAGGAUGUGUCGGAACAUAUUUUUAUGCAUAACGGUGGUGGGCUGUGGAAUAUUGAUCCCGAUUAACAUGACCAAGGGUCAAUAUACUUCGGAAACGGAUUUCGUAUCUCGAGUCACGCCGGUCAAUGUUUGGGGUUCGAAUAAUUGGGGGAUGACCAUCUGCGCUUGGUUAUUCGAUCUCAUUGUUAUUUUCUUCCUAUGGUGGAAUUACAGGGCGGUACUCAAUUUGAGGAGAACGUACUUUGAAAGUGCGGAUUACCAGGCCAGUUUACAUGCGCGGACGUUGAUGAUUAACGAUAUUCCCAAGACGCUACGCACGGACGAGGGAAUCGGUAGAGUGAUUGAUGUUGUGGCGCCCCAAUCUUCAUUCUCGAGAACAGUCGUGGCGAGAAAUGUCAAGGAACUUCCGGAACUUAUUGAACAGCACAAUCAGACAGUUCGUGAUUUGGAGGGUUAUUUGGCCAGAUACCUUAAGGAUCCUGCGAAUCUACCUCCCAAGAGACCAGAGUGUACCCCUUCGAAAGAUGAUCCUAAUUUUGGAUCAUAUGUCCGAGGUCAAAAACUCGAUGCUAUCGAAUAUCUUACUGCGCGUAUCAAGGAAUUGGAAUUGGAGAUCAAGGAAGUUCGUUUGUCUGUGGAUAACCGAAAUCCUUUGCCCUAUGGAUUUGCUAGUUACGAAGCUAUUGAUGAAGCACACAGUAUCGCAUUCGCAGCACGGAAAAAGCAUCCCAAGGGAACCACGAUUGUACUUGCUCCUCGACCGAAUGAUAUUAUUUGGCAGAACAUGCCGUUGAGUAGGCAGACCAGAAAAAGGAAGAGAAUCAUGAACAAUAUUUGGGUCACUUUACUUACAAUUGUAUGGAUGGCACCGAACGCUUUGAUUUCAAUCUUCUUGGUCAGCUUAACCAAUUUGGGUAGUGUUUGGCCUGCAUUUCAAAUUUCGUUGUCGCAACACACGGUUUGGUGGUCGAUUGUUCAAGGUGUUGCUUCUCCCGCUGUUACAUCCUUGGUCUACUUAGUACUUCCAAUCAUGUUCCGUCGAAUGUUGGUCAAGGCUGGAGAUCGUACAAAAACUGCCAGAGAAAGACAUGUUACGGGAAAGUUAUACACUUUCUUCGUCUUCAACUACUUACUUGUAUUUUCGAUUUUCAGUACUGUCUGGACCUUUGUCUCUACCGUCAUCAACAAAACCAAUGAUGGAACUACAACUUGGGAAGCUAUCUACGAAGCAGAUUUAGGACUGUUGGUCUUCAUUUCACUUUGCAACAUCUCACCUUUCUGGGUUACUUCGUUACUUCAACGAAAUUUGGGAGCAGCUGUUGAUUUGGCUCAAUUGUGGACUUUGGUUUGGAGUUUUUGCGCCAGGAAAUUCUCGAGUCCUACGCCUCGUGAGAUGAUCGAACUGACUGCACCACCUGCGUUCGACUAUGCAAGUUAUUAUAAUUAUUUCUUGUUCUACACUACUAUCACUCUGUGCUUUGGUUGCAUUCAGCCUCUAGUCAUCCCAGCAGCCGCUAUGUAUUUCUCUCUAGAUGUUUUCUUGAAGAAAUACCUCUUGCUUUAUAUUUUCAUUACCAAGACAGAAUCUGGUGGUAUGUUCUGGCGUAUGCUGUUCAACCGAAUACUUUUCGCAGCAAUUCUCGCCAACCUUGUCGUUUUCCUCUCCACUUGGGUUCAUGGAGAUGGGUCACACAUGGAAGCUUAUGCUGUAAUUCCUCUUCCAUUCCUGGUGCUUGGUUUCAAAUGGUAUUGCGCACGUACCUUUGACGAUAAGAUUCACUACUAUAGCGUCCGCAAUAUGCUCAAAGAUCCAGAAUCUUCGCGAUCCAAACUCUUUGGUAGCAAAGGCGAUCGUCUCGCUUCUCGCUUCGGUCAUCCAGCAUUAUACAAACCACUCAUUACACCUAUGGUUCAUGCCCGAGCUCAAAAUAUUCUAGCUUCUAUUUAUGGUGGUCGUCUUACAGAUUCUAACAACCACGGCUCGGGCGAUAAUAUGUCAGUUUCGGGAUAUUCCGAUACAUUUGCCAUGGAUCCUAUGCGUGCGGGACAACCAGGUCGAUCUGCUAAGGGGGGCAUGCCUGGAUUUGAAAUGGUGCCGGAGAAUCGUCUGGAUUUCUCGUAUUACAAGGGAAGAGCGGAAUUUGCGGAGGAACAUGGUGGUUCGGGUGGAAUUUAUGGAAAAGCGGAAGACAUCAUCAGGUCGGAUACACCAGGUAGUUCACGCUGGGGACCAGAUUCAAGACCAGGUACACCUGUUAAUGGUUUGGGAACGCCAACAUUGCCAAGUUUCAGGCCAGGGACACCGGAUAGUGUGAAAGGGGAUAUUGGUAUGAGUGGGGGAUCUGGGAUGGGGAUGAGGUAUUAUGGAGAGAGGAAGGAUAGUUCGGGAGAGACGAUUGGAUUGGUUCAGGGUGCACAGGAUAUGCCUGCAAGUUCCUUACCGGGUGUGCAGGAACGAGCACCGGGUUUCUUGGGUGGUGGACCAGGAGGAUAUGGUAAUUUACCGCAGGAAGAUAUGGAUGGGAGGGGAAGUGUGGAUCAUGAUCCGAUGAGUUAUGAUUAUUUCCGUUCCAGGAGGACGAGGAAUUAG
Botrytis fragariae is the source of this 2937-nucleotide messenger RNA. Its product is annotated as putative duf221 domain protein. The transcript has 2 exons. The record is from RefSeq and is a predicted model, not a curated record. Bases 1 to 2937 code for a protein of 978 amino acids. NCBI's taxonomy places the organism in Eukaryota, Fungi, Ascomycota, Leotiomycetes, Helotiales, Sclerotiniaceae. Gene Ontology annotation, molecular function: calcium-activated cation channel activity. Gene Ontology annotation, cellular component: plasma membrane.